This is a messenger RNA of Cricetulus griseus (Chinese hamster), 2771 nucleotides long. The record is from RefSeq and is a predicted model, not a curated record. Lineage: Eukaryota; Metazoa; Chordata; Mammalia; Rodentia; Cricetidae.
AUGGCGAAACCCAAAUCCGAGGGAACGGACUCGGAGAGUGGACGCGUGAGGAAGGGGUUAAGUUGCAGAAAGUUGUCCCGGGAGCCCGAAGCCACGGCGCCCGCGCGGGACUGGCCCGCGAGGCUGGAUAAUUGCUUGAGGAGAAGAGAUGCUGGUUUGCUGAAUCAGUUGCAAGAACUUGACAAGCAGAUAAGUGACCUGAGGCUGGAUGUUGGAAAGACAGCUGAGGAGCAGCUGGAGACAGACAGCCGGCCUAGCUCAGGGUUUUAUGAGCUGAGUGAUGGGGCUUCAGGAUCCCUUUCUAAUUCCUCUAACUCCGUGUUCAGUGAAUGUUUGUCCAGUUGUCAUUCCAGCACCUGCUUUUGCAGCCCCUUGGAGGCAGCUUUGACUAUCUCAGAAGCUUGUCCCAAAUCUGCAGAUCUCAUAGGAUGGUUGGAAUGUAAAGGCAGCCGUGAAGACCAGGCCUCAGGGGCGAUUUGCAGUUCCCCCUCCACACCACAAUUUAAUUCCCUUGAUGUCAUUGCAGAUGUGAAUCCUAAAUACCAGUGUGAUCUUGUGUCUAAAAACGGGAAUGAUGUAUACCGAUACCCCAGUCCACUUCAUGCUGUGGCUGUGCAGAGCCCGAUGUUUCUUCUUUGUCUGACGGGCAACUCUCUGAGGGAAGAGGAGGUGCUUGGGAACCAUGUCAGUGACAUUUGCGUUGGAUCUGAACUGAAUGCUGCCAAAACAGAUAACUCCCUGCCAUCUCCAAGCAGUUUGUGGUCCACUUCUCAUCCUUCAUCCAGUAAGAAAAUGGAUGGCUACAUCCUGAGCCUGGUCCAGAAAAAAACCCACCCUGUAAGGACCAACAAACCUAGAACCAGUGUGAACGCUGAUCCUACCAAGGGGCUUUUGAGGAAUGGAAGUGUGUGUGUCAGGGCCCCUGGGGGCGUCCCACAGGGCAGUGGUGUGAACCUUAAGAAUACCAAACAGAUGUGUUUGCCCUCUGGGGGAUUCGCCUCUUUGGAAAACGGGCCAUUCUCCCCACCUAAGCUGAGGCCAAAAGACUCAAAGACGGAGCAGUUGGAAAGCAAGAGGCUGGCUCUGCCGGAGGGAUGCUCGGCAGGCGCUGCUGUGGAACCCCAAAGCAAGCAUGUGCCCCAAACCGCCAAGGUAGCCUCUCAAGAGCUCGCGAGGUGCCCGGGGGCGCUGGGAGAGUCCCCGAAGGAAAGCAACCAGGUCUCAGCCGUUUCUCCUAAAGGGAGUCCCGGCAGAGGCCCCGCGGCCCCGGCAGACGGCAAAGCUCCGCCGCCCCAGAAGAAGAUGCCGCCGAAGAGCGGCCUACAGGCCUUGCCGGCGGUGGACAGGCCCGUCUUGGACUUCAAAAGCGAGGGCUCCUCUCAGAGCCUCGAAGAAGGGCAUCUGGUGAAAGCUCAGUUCAUCCCAGGGCAGCAGGCGGGCACCAGAGCUCACCGCGCACACAGGAACCCGGGGUCGCUCUUCCACUCCACCGUGGUGGACACGAGCGAGGACGAGCAGAGCAACUACACCACCAACUGCUUCGGCGACAGCGAGUCGAGCGUGAGCGAGGGCGAGUUCGUGGGCGAGAGCACCACCACCAGCGACUCGGAGGAGAGCGGGGGCCUGAUCUGGUCCCAGUUUGUCCAGACCCUGCCGCUUCAAACGGUCACGGCCCCAGACCUGCACACCUGCCCCACGAAAACCUUUGUCAAGAUCAAGGCUUCGCAUAACCUCAAGAAGAAGAUCCUCCGCUUCCGGUCUGGCUCUCUGAAACUGAUGACGACCGUCUGAGGAGCUCCUGUAGCGAGUGGCUUCCCCUACCCCCUAGUCUCUGGAAAAAAAGAAAAAAGGAAAAAAGAAAAGAAAAGAAAAAAGGUGGUGUCUCAAUAUUUGUGUCAUACUCCAAUGGGAUACUUAACCUUUUAUUAGGAUACGCCCAGGAUAAGUUAUGUCUCAUCGUCGUGUGUGGACGCUAGUGCCUUUGAUGGAAGGUGAAGGAUGUAUCGCUAGUUAGAAGUGAAUACUGAGGUCUUAAUGGUGGUGAUAGUGAACGAUUUUGAUUAUCAGCUGGGUUUUGGUUUAUACUGUCCGAGCGUCUGGCAAAGUACAGGUUUUUGAUGUUCAGGUUUUAUUUGGAUGAGACCUUUUGUCUCCAGGGUCCGUGGAUGGAAUUUUUAAGAAGUGAACUCUCUCCUCGAUUCUUUAGGGCUAUUCCCUGAAAGGGCUUUCCAGUUGAGGGGCAUUACAUAAAAUUGUGUAGAACAGGUAGAAAGAUGGUUCUUGCUUUCGGGAAAUUUUUUAAUGUAGUCAACACUUCUCAGAGGCCUACCCCCCCCUUUUUUUUUUUAACAGGAUUUAGAACUUGUAGACCACCAGACUGUGAAUCGGGAGGUGGCAACCAGGACAGGGACACUAACAGGAACUUAAAAGGAUUCACAAAAACCUUUGCCAAGUGUAGUGCCCCGGUCUGUUACAUUAACCCUCCUUCUCUCGGGUCAUAUAUCCAGCAAUUCUUGAUGCCUUUCUACUCCUAACUUGUAGCCAGUACAACCGUUUGUCCCUUAGAGGGCUUGCCUUGGGGAUUAAAUGUUUGAAUCAAAGACCUUGACCCUUAAUGGGCAUGACUCUAAGCCCAGAAUUACUCACCGAGAAUAGUGCCACCUAAGCUCUGGUUUCAACAUUAGUGCUUUCCAGUUCCCAUUGGACCACUGACUUAUUUGGAAGGGCUUUAAAUUUUUUUUUAAAGUUUUUGGUAAACAGUAUUGUGUAAA